Messenger RNA from Prunus armeniaca (apricot), 480 nucleotides. Lineage: Eukaryota; Viridiplantae; Streptophyta; Magnoliopsida; Rosales; Rosaceae. The record is from the annotation of a GenBank genome assembly.
AUGACGCCAAAGUUUGAAUUCAAAAGCGUACUCGAUAAUUUACCGGAUAAGCAAGGCCAGGUUCAAAUAUCAGUCAAAACAGUACAAAUCAAACCAUGGAAAUUGUACUUUGACGAAUCUAAGACAGAAUCAGCCGCCAGAGUAGGCAUUGUCAUAGAAGAACCAUUAGGGACUAAGUAUGCUUACUCUUUUCAGCUUGACUUUGAUAGCACUAAUAACAGAGUCGAAUAUGAAGCUUUGAUUAUUGGCUUGGGAAUGGUACUGGAGCUUGGCGUAAAGCACUUGGAGGUGUUCAGAGACUCUCAGUUGGUAAUCAAGCAGCUGACCAACGAAUACAAAUGCAGAGACCCGAAUAUGGCAGCAUAUUACGUGGCGGCUCGCAACCUGAGUUCUAUGUUCAAAACCAUAUCAAUCAAAUAUAUCCCAAGAGAUAAAAAUUUGGCUGCUAACGAAAUGGCACAAAUCGCUUCUGGCAUCUAA